Molecule: messenger RNA, 525 nt
Organism: Lactuca virosa
Lineage: Eukaryota; Viridiplantae; Streptophyta; Magnoliopsida; Asterales; Asteraceae
Source: the annotation of a GenBank genome assembly
AUGGGUACGAUAGAAAGUAAUGUGGCCGAUAUCAAGUGUAUUCUCACAAACGAUGAUACUGAAACUAAGGAUGACGGGCAUCAGUCUCCUCCAGAAAAUGGCCAACCACCCCCUGAUUAUAUCGGGGGCCCUCCAUCAGACAGGCAUACCUACAACAGUCAUCCUUCAAUGCCUUUUGGUCCUCUACCAUCAAAUCCACCAUCUCCAUCUUCUCCACCUCCACAAAGUCAGACUUUUUCUCUCACCUUUCAAACUCACUCUCAAGCUUAUAAUGCCAAAAAAGGUAAGAAUCUUUCAAGUGCUUACACUGAUGCUGAUACUGAUGUAAAUGUUGAGCACAUUCCUGACCAAUCAGAUGUAGAUGAUGGAGUCUAUUUCAUGGACUUGUUAUUUAUUGAUGAAAAACCACUUCAUACGGUUUUUCCAGACUCUCAUGAUGAUGAUGGAGUCUAUUUUAUGGACUUGUCAUUUAUGAAAUUCCAUAACACUUGGGGUCUAACAACCCACUAUAAAAUAUUUACGUAA